Molecule: messenger RNA, 573 nt
Organism: Symbiodinium natans
Lineage: Eukaryota; Dinophyceae; Suessiales; Symbiodiniaceae
Source: the annotation of a GenBank genome assembly
AUGGCGAGCUACCGCGACAGCAUGGUGGAGUACGGCCAGCUGCUGAGAUCCCCCAAGUUGGACCUCAGCAUGUUCGACUUGAAUCCGCCCGAUCCAAAGCAGCUCUUUCAAGACUGGAGUGUCUUACACUGUGUAAGCCGCCUGUUUUGUGGCUUGUCCUUCCUGGUCGUCUUGGCGAUCUCGGAGCUCAACAACUUCGACAUCCCGGGUGCCAUCUCGUUCCUCAUCGUAGCCCUGGGCGUGUCCAUGUAUGCCUUCUUGCUCAGCCAUCUGCCCUGGCACUGUGUCGUGAAGAGAUCAGGUUGUUGUGGGCCUGGCUACAUUCUGUGGGGCUUGGUCUACUUGCUGGGCUCUGUCUUCAUGCUGGAGAAAUGGUAUCACCUUCUCUUGAUGGGCGGCCGCAUUAUCCUAACAGGCGAUGGGAUGGAGCCUCGGCAUCACUUCUCCACCAGCCUUGCCCUCGGCCCUUUUCUCUUCGGCAUUGCUGACCUCUUCAUGUUCAUCGCGUGCUUUCAGGCCUCGCAGCGGGCGCGGGCACGUGAAACCUUGGCAGCGCCCCUCUUGGACUCAUGA